Passer montanus (Eurasian tree sparrow) is the source of this 2985-nucleotide messenger RNA. RefSeq names its product zinc finger protein 2 homolog. The record is from RefSeq and is a predicted model, not a curated record. The coding region runs from base 1 to 1821 and encodes 606 amino acids. NCBI's taxonomy places the organism in Eukaryota, Metazoa, Chordata, Aves, Passeriformes, Passeridae. The transcript is spliced from 4 exons.
AUGGGCCUGGAGGAGGCUCCUGUUCCUGAGGCAGGAGCAAGGCUGCAGCUCCCGGCUCCGGGCCCUGGGCCGCAGCAGCCCAGGGGAGGCCCAGCUGCAGAGCUCACAGCCCCUGCUGGGUUUCGCCUGGGCACUCUGCAGCACGAAUCCCCAUCCCGGAAGGAGCUGAGGAGGGAGACCAGGCAGGACAAAUCCUCGCAGCAGAACCUCGUGGAAGAGGGCGUUUUGAGUGGCUCCACGGCACAAGAAUCCAACGGGGAGGAAAAGCCUCAGAGAUCCCUCACGAGGAGGGGCUGCAAACGCAGAUCACGGGGAUCCAAGGAGGAAAGACCCACCCUGGGCCGGGGAGGCAGCCAGAGCUCGGCGCUGAGGGUCCAUGAGCAGCUUCAGGAUGGGGAGAAGCCCCACAAGUGCUCGGAAUGUGGGAAGAGCUUCAGGUGGAGAUCCAACCUGGUGGAGCACUGCAGAAUCCACACAGGGGUGAGGCCCUAUGAGUGUGGGGAGUGUGGCAAGAGCUUCAGCCAGAGCUCUCACCUAAGUGUCCACCAGAGGAUGCACACUGGGGAGAGGCCCUAUGAGUGUGAUAAAUGCAAGAAGAGGUUUCAGACCAAGUCCUGUCUCCUAAGUCACCAGCGCAUUCACACAGAGGAGAGGCCCUUCCACUGCCCCGACUGUGGGAAGGGCUUUAGGGAGAAAUCCACCCUCGUAAAGCACCGGCGCAUCCACACCGGGGAGAGGCCCUACGAGUGUGAUCAGUGCAGGAAGAGGUUUCACACCAGCUCCUGCCUCCUGCUCCACCAGCGCAUUCACACAGACGAGAGGCCCUUCCACUGCCCCGACUGCAGGAAGGGCUUCAAGGACAACUCCGACCUCAUCAGGCACCGGCGCAUCCACACCGGGGAGAGGCCCUACGAGUGUGGGCAGUGUGGGAAGAGGUUCAGAGUGAGAUUCAGCCUGAUUCUCCACCAGAGGAGCCACACAGGAGAACGGCCCUACGAGUGUGGGGAGUGUGGGAAGAGCUUUAGAGAGAGCUCUAGCCUGACCGUCUCCACUACCUGCUGUCCCCCGUCCAGGAUCCCCCUCAGCCCCAUUCUUUGGGACUAUCAAAGCCAACGUGAUCAGCCCUUGUUUUUCCCCCAAACCGAGGAGAGGCCCUUCUGCUGCCCCAUUUGUGCAAAGGGCUUCAAGCUCAAGUCUGUCCUCAUCACCCACCUGCACACCCACCGCGGGGAGAGGCCCUAUGAGUGUCCUGAGUGUGGGAAGAGCUUCACCCAGCACUCCACCCUGACUGCCCAUGUGAGAACCCACACGGGGGAACGGCCCUACGAGUGUGCAGAGUGUGGGAAGGGCUUCAGGACGAGCUCUGAACUGACCAUCCACCAGAGAACCCACACAGGGGAACGGCCCUAUGAGUGUGGGGCGUGUGGGCAUAGCUUCCCAAAGAGCUGCCACCUGACAUGCCACAUGAGAACCCACACAGGGGAACGGCCCUUUGAGUGUGCAGAGUGUGGGAAGAGGUCAAGGUCUGAACUGAUUGUCCACCAGAGGAUCCACACAGGGGAACGGCCCUUUGAGUGUGGGGAGUGUGGGAAGAGCUUCAUGUCCAAGUCCCACCUGGUCUACCACCAGAGGAGCCACACUGGGGAGAGGCCCUACGAGCCCUUCCGCUGCCCUGACUGCGGGAAGGGCUUCACUCACAACUGCAGUCUCACCAGCCACCGGCACACCCACACCAGGGAGAGGCCCUAUGAGUGUUCUGAGUGUGGGAAGAGCUUCUCACAGAAGUCUGUCUUGACCAGACACCAACGGAACUACCACUAAGAGAGGCCCUGUGAGUGCCCUGUGUGCAGGAAGAGCUUUGUGUGCUGCUCCAGCUCCAUCCCACACAGGAGGAUCCACCCUGGAUGAUCCCAGUGACCUCCGGUGAUCUGUGGUGCUGGUGAUCCCUGUUGGAAAGACACGUGGCUGGGAGCUCCACAUCCUUCUGGCUCCCCAUCAGCAUCAGCCAAACAUCAAAAAUCCAUUUUGGAGAGGGGAUUUGUUGACUUCUGAGCCCCAGAAAAAUCUCUCUGUUUGCAUCUUCUGGUGGCAUCAAGCAACAUCAAGCCUUGGAGAUCUUCUCUAUCAUAAAUGCAUCAUUUUAAUUCUCUCUGGCCCACAGGCAUCUUCCACAGCCUAAUGGGGAUGGAUUGGGGCAAAACCCCUGAUUUUGGAGACAGUUGGGUGGAAACCCCUCCAAAAAGGGUUCUUCCCACCCACCCAAGCAUGUGGAUCCUUUGCUGGCAGGGGCACGUAAAUCGUUUUAUUUUGGCCUUGAAACGAAAAAGUUUCUGUUCAUACUUUUGAAAGCCCUGAAACUGUGGUAAAAAUAAAGACAUUGAACUAUGGCAUAGAUGGGGACAUGUGAGAACAUGGGAAACAUGGAUGGGGACAUGAGCUAGGACAGCAUCAGUGCCACCACCUGUGCCACCACCACCUUCAUCUUUGCCAUGGCCAAGUGCUGCGUGGUGCAGUUCCUGCCACCACGUCCCCACUGUUACCACUGCAGUGUCCCAGCCGAAUGUCACCACCCAUCAGGGCAGGACGGGGACCUUGUUCAGCUGGUGACAAGUGGCCCAGAAGCAAGUGACAGCCACCAGGGUGUCCCAGGGCCACUGCACUAAGGGGAACCCAACCACCCCUGGCGACAGGCUGGUGACCGGGCAAGGGUCAGUGUCUCCCACAGAUUUGGAUAUUGGCAGCCUGGUCAGAGAGAAAGUCAGAUAAUCUUUCCCAGGCAUUGUGCUGGGGAGCUUUGAGAACACUCAAAGAACUACAAACAAUUUCUAAUCUUUGCAGCUGGUGUCUUUGUUACUUGUAAGAUGUUUACAAGAAGGGUGGUUUGUAAUUAGCCAAUGGUGUGAGGGGUGUUGAUUAAUGACCAGUUAGUUUAAAUUCUAUCGUAACUGUCUAUAAAGGGAAUGUGGUUUUCUAAUAAACUUUGCA